CUUGCUCAUUAUCUCUUUUUCUCUAAGGUUCUUUAAGUGCCUCAGCUCUUUGGCAUAUUUAAUGGCUACAACUCUGACUUUAUAUUUGAAAAAUUCCCAUCUACUUCCAUGACCCAAGUCUUCUCUCUCAAAAAUAUCUUUGUCAAACGGUUUGAUGUUUCCAAUGAAAAUAGAAUCUUUAAGAAGUGUGUCGUUUAAUUUCCAAUACCCUCGAAUACCCUUUUGUGACGUAGUUUUGUGUGUCCAGGUAUAACCCUUUGAAUCCAGAUUGAAAUAACGCCAGGCAUCAUCAACACAGAGAUCCUUGCACAACGUUGUGAUGAUAUUGUCUAUUUUGAGAGCUUUGACUCCUUCUAGGAGGAUAAUGAUCAGCAGAGUCAUCAGGUGUUUUGGUUCAAAGCUCCUGAGAGAAUUAGAAAAGCCUCUGAGUAUUUGUUACGUAAAUCCUGUCAUUUUCUGGUUAAUUUGGAGCGUGUUAUUUAUGUCCAUACACAUUGCAGAUGAUGAAAAUAGCAUUGUAAAGUUAAACAGUUACUAUGACCCAUCUAACCAUUCUGUAAAGAUGUGGAUUCUACAACGUCUCCUUUUAACUUGCGGAUUAGCGUCUAAACACCAGCAGAAUGGUUUGAUCCAUGACAGAGAGAGGCCAUGUCUCCCCCACUGUGACUUCCACCGCGUACYGACGGGAGUCACCGCUGUUGACUGAGAUCACUGAAACCCCACCUGAAAAUGUGGAAGUUGUUGAACCAGAUCAGAACGCCUUCGAGGAUCACCUUCAGGCACGGACCGAGCAGGAAGUGGAGGUUUUUGACCAGGUGAGACUGAACAUGGACAAGGCCCAUGAGAAACAGAAGGAGAGCUACCAGAGCAGAAUCKAGAAGGGGACCAAGUGCUAUGACAUCCAGGCGAAUUACUUGGUUAGGAAGAUGGACAAAAGGAAGGCGAGAACUGGGAAACCUCGCUGCUCUUUCACUCCUAGCUCACAUUCUGUUAAAGGUUACCUCGGUGGAAGCCAACAAUCUUCCCCAGUUGGAGCAGUUGGACGGUCGACCACUGAAAUCCCUGACGCCCUACACUUCACUGAAGCCUUUAAGGACAAAGACCUAGGGGUUCUGCCCAACACCAGACCACUGAUUGUCCUCUAUUACCUGUUCUCCAAGACCAUAGGGGACCUAGGGGUUCUACCCAACACCCAGACCCACCUGAUCCUCCUAUUACCUCUCCAGGACCUAGGGGUUCGCCAACAACCCAGACCCACCUGA
This is a messenger RNA of Salvelinus sp. IW2-2015, 1262 nucleotides long. The record is from RefSeq and is a predicted model, not a curated record. Lineage: Eukaryota; Metazoa; Chordata; Actinopteri; Salmoniformes; Salmonidae.